Temnothorax curvispinosus is the source of this 1720-nucleotide messenger RNA. Its product is annotated as cysteine sulfinic acid decarboxylase-like. Gene Ontology annotation, molecular function: pyridoxal phosphate binding; carboxy-lyase activity. NCBI's taxonomy places the organism in Eukaryota, Metazoa, Arthropoda, Insecta, Hymenoptera, Formicidae. Bases 122 to 1657 code for a protein of 511 amino acids. The transcript has 8 exons. Gene Ontology annotation, biological process: carboxylic acid metabolic process. The record is from RefSeq and is a predicted model, not a curated record. Gene Ontology annotation, cellular component: cytoplasm.
CACACAAACGCACAGUAUUUAGAACGAUUCAUUCUUGUUGUUAGUAUUCUUGGUCGAAAUGGAAGGGAUCUAAGCGUACCAAAUUUGUCGAUUGGUCGAUCAUUUCAAUAUACUCUUCGUGAUGGCUGCGUCAAAUGCUAACGAUAUUAUCGAGCUAUUGGAGAAGUUUUUAAAAAUUCUCAAAGAGGAACAAGUAUUCGAUCAAUCUGGCGAUCAUCCUGUUGUACAAUUCCUUUAUCCCAAAGAUUUGCAGAACGAGAUAUCAUUUUCUUUGGAGAAUGAGUCAGCGGCCGGUGAGAAAAUUGAGGAGGUGAUACGACAAAUUGUACGGCAUUCUGUGAGAACAUCCAGUCCACAUUUUCAUAAUGAAUUUUAUGCAGGCUUUGACCAGUACGGAUUAGCUGGCUCUUGGUUAACGGAAGUGCUGAACACUAGCAUGAAUAAUUAUGAAGAGGCCCCCGUGUUUACGCUGAUGGAAAAGGAGGUGAUAAAAGCGUCAUUGAAGCUGAUGGGCUAUCCACAAUCACUUCGCGGCGAAGGUAUAAUGACGCCGGAUGGCAAUAUAUCGAUGAUGUAUGCAAUGGUACUGGCUAGGAAUAAUGUUCUAGAUCAAAAUAAAAUAAAGGGAAUCCAGGGAGAUCCACCUUUAGUGUGUUUUACCAGUGAUGCUAGCCAUUAUUCCGUUACGACAGCUGCUGAUUGGUUGGGCUUGGGCACCAAUAAUGUUUACAAGAUAAAGACGGAUCGGUUUGGUCGGAUGCUCGUGAGUGACCUGAAAAGAGCCAUAAAAAAAACGAUACAACAACGGAAAUUACCGUUCUUCGUGAACGCCACCGCCGGCACUCCGGUGUUCGGAGCUGUCGAUCCGUUGCGGGAAAUCGCCACGAUAUGCUGGCUCGAGUCGAUAUGGUUUCACGUAGAUGCUCGCGUUAGUGGUACUCUGAGGUUCUCCAAGGGCCACCGGCAUCGAUUACGAGGCAUUGAACGUUCGAACUCGGUGACCUGGAGUCCGCACAAUAUGCUCGGCGCGCCGUAUCAGUGUUCUUUGAUCCUGACCAGAAAUAGGCUCUUGAUCAAGCAUCAUCAUCACGUCCUUUUGUCCGAUGCAAAUAACGUUGGAGUCGAACAACAUGGCAUAUUUUAUAAAACCGAUUUAGACACAGAUGUUAAGAGUAUACAGUGCAGCAGGAAGGUCGAUGCAAUGAAAUUUUGGUUAAUGUGGAAAGCUCGCGGCACGAUCGGUUUACGGCAAUCGGUGGACCAAGCCAUGUACUGCGCGAAAUACUUCCUGAAACAGAUUAAGAAAACCGUUGGCUUCCGGUCGGUGCUAGACCGUUACGAUACUAACAUUGUUUGCUUUUGGUAUAUACCUCCAAGAAUGCGUAAUCAGGAGGAGACUCUAGCUUGGUGGAAGAGACUGUAUGUUGUCACAGCCGAGAUAAAGAAACGUCUGAUUCUGGAGGGGUCUCUCAUGAUCACUUGUGCGUCGUUACCGCAGCAGAAGCUUAGUAAUUUCUUUCGCAUGGCCCUGAAAUGCCACCCGCCACCUACGAAGUCGUCCAUGGAUUACAUUCUCAAUCAAAUAGAAAGAGCCGGAGCUGACGUAGACGAAACGUUCAUGACUUCUUCCGUUAAUGAGCUUAACAUGCAACAUUAGAGAUCCGUUUUUACUAUAUCCUUAUUACUUAUUCAACUGUUAUAUAAAAGUCCUACUACCUAU